AUGGACCCUGCCGUGCGGGCCGUCGUCGGAGCCGGCCUCGGCACGGCGAUCUCUACACCUGCCGCAGCGGCGUCGGCGCGGCGCGCACUGGGCGGGCAGCAGGGGGAGCGGCUGUGGGCGAUGCUGCGGCGCUGGGCCAUCGCGCGCGCCGCUCCAGCCGCUCCAGCGGGAGGUGCGGAUCGGCCGGCCAGGUCUGCUCCGAAAAAGGCCGCCGCCGCGUCCGUGGCGGCCGCGGAGCCGCUCACCGAGGAUGUCCGCCAGAAGGUGGUGGGUGCCCUCAUGCGAACCUGCGCGAGCAGCGCUGGGCGCGCCUCGAUUGGCACCUGCCGCGGCAUCGAGCAAGAGCUGUUCGCGCGCCUCGGCUCCACCCCGAAGGAGUACAGGCUGCGAGCCCGCAGCCUUCUCUUCAACCUGCGGGCCACAGACGGCAUCCUGCUGGGCAAAGUCCUGGCCGGAAGUCUGCCGCCGUCCGAGUUGGUCUGCUUGGGGACGGAGGAGUUGGCCAAUGACGCUCUGAAGGCCCAGCGGAAGGUGGAGAGGGAGCGCUACUUCAGGAGCGAGGUGCACCUCGCUCACGGGCUUCCCCCUCCGAGGAGGAGGCGCUCCUCGCUCCAGCUCCGCCCCGGCGACGCCGCGGAGCACGCCGCGGACGAGCCAGGCGCCGACGCCGCCGCGCAGGGCGAGCCGCGCCGGCUGCGGAGGAGGCGCUCGUUGGCCGAGCCGGGCGCGGGCCCGGGCGCCGCGCCGGGGGCGGAGGGGGCGCGCAGUGCGAAGAGGCGUCGCUCCUCGACCGGGCCGCGCGUCGGGGACGGUGGCGCUCUGCUCGCGCCAGCCGACGCCGCCAGGGCGACGGGCGCCAGCGCCCAGGCCGGCGGCGCUGUGCUCGCGCUGGCCGACGCCGCCACCGGGCCCAGCGUUGGCAACGGCGGCGGAAUUAGCGACGGCAGCUCGGGCUCCGACUCGGACUCGGGCAGCCUCAGCGACAGCCUCAGCGACAGCCCCAGUGGCGGCAGCUCGGGCAGCAGCUCGGGCUCCAGCGAGUCCGCCUCGAGCGGGGGGUCGGAGGAGAGCGCGGAGUCGGACGAUUCCAAGGAGAAUCAGGCGGGGGCGGUGCAGCAGCUGCCAGGCGGGGGCUGUCGGCAAGUGGUGUUACCGCUGUUAGAGCGAGCGUGA
Molecule: messenger RNA, 1173 nt
Organism: Prorocentrum cordatum
Lineage: Eukaryota; Dinophyceae; Prorocentrales; Prorocentraceae
Source: the annotation of a GenBank genome assembly